Messenger RNA from Pimephales promelas (fathead minnow), 2041 nucleotides. It is a transcript of the gene rnf167, whose product is annotated as ring finger protein 167. Lineage: Eukaryota; Metazoa; Chordata; Actinopteri; Cypriniformes; Leuciscidae. The record is from RefSeq and is a predicted model, not a curated record.
UCUCGCACUUCCUGUUGGCCUUACAGGAUUGUAAACAAACGUGAGAUCGUAGUCCCACGAAGGGUCGAAUCAGCCAAACAUCCAGAGAAACCGAUACAAAUCAAUGAGCUAUGAGCUUCGAGAAGGAUCUUUUGGAGGAAUAAGCGCCAUUACAGCUGAAUCAAAGCAACGACGCGAGAGGAAGACUAACGUUAGCUGUCCGCUAAGGAAGACGAGUGAUUAGCCAGCUAGCUGGCAGUCGCUUGUACAGUCUUCAUCGCCCCUCAUCAGGAUGGUGUGUGUGGGGACUCGACUGGGCGUCUCGCUCCUGGUCUUAUGCUUCACUCUGGCACCCUCUCCUGGUCAGGCAUAUAUAUAUGCUCAUUACAGUAACAUGACCUCCAUGCUGUUUGAAGAUCUGCCUUCUCUCUUUGGCUCUCCCCUGCCAAAAGAUGGACUCAGUGGUGUGCUGGUUGAAGCUCGUCCUCAGAACGCUUGCGCACCUAUAGAUCCUCCUCCAGUUUCUCCCACACCCUCAGAUCCCACUACAAACAGCUCUACAAAAUACAUUGUCCUCAUUCGACGCUACGACUGUAACUUUGAUAUCAAGGUGCUCCAUGCACAGCAGGCCGGUUACAGUGCUGCCAUAGUUCACAACAUGUUCUCUAAUUCACUUCUCAGUAUGGGAUCCAGCAAUGACACCAUCGCGGAUGGGAUCGAGAUUCCCUCUGUGUUCACAAGCUACUAUGCCUCUCAAAUACUGCGCAGCUUUAUCAUACCAGAGAAAGGGGCCUAUGUGAUCCUGAAGCCCGAGUUCUCCUUUCCUCUGUCCUACUAUCUCAUCCCCUUCACUGGAGUCGUCGGCAUGAUCAUCAUUGUCAUGGUCGUCAUACUGGUUGUGCGGUGCGUGCAGCACAGGAAGAGACUUCGGAAAAACAGACUCUCCAAAGAACAGCUGAAGAAAAUCCCCACUCACAAGUUUGUUAAAGGUGACAAGUAUGAUGUGUGCGCGAUUUGCUUAGAUGAAUAUGAAGAAGGAGAUAAGCUGAGAGUGCUGCCGUGUUCACAUGCUUACCACUGCAAGUGUGUGGACCCCUGGCUCACCCUAACCAAGAAAACCUGCCCAGUGUGCAAGCAGCGCGUGACCCGUCCCAACCCAGAAAACUCGGAGUCUUCAGAUUCGGAGGAAGAGGCGGGGCCGCGCGAGGCCGGCGGGGAAGAGGACGGAGCGAUCAGUGAGGCUGACUCUGAACGCACCCCUCUCCUCCGCUCAUCCAACCCCGCGUCCCCCGCCUCCUCCAGCCCGCCUCCCAACUACUCCUCCACCGAAGCCGCGGCUACGGUCACAACCUCCGCUCAGUGCUUGCCACACACACCGCAGCACGACGAGUACUGCACACCCGUAGAGGACUCGGAUGAAGGUACUGAUGAUGAUGAGGAGGGUCACCCCUCGGAUAGCGACACCACAGAGCUCAUCGGACGCGGCGCAUUACGAGUCUGAUUUAAAAACUACCCCUUUAUCUCGGUCACUUAGGUCGUGUGUGUAUCGCAGAGGUGGAUUUUUACACCCAGUCUCACUGAGAUUACACGUCCAUCCCAUUAGUCCUAGCUAGUGCAUCCAACACUAAACGGAAAAUGUGCAAAAUUUUACACUUCCUGACAAAAAAUACAGAUUGGCGUGGUUCACAAAAUCAUGUGUCCUCUUAAUAUCACAGUUAAAGGUCAUGAAUGAAACAUCAUUUACUCAUUUUCAUGUCAUUCCAAACCCAUAUUCAUUUCUUAUUUCCGUGGAGCACAGUAACAACACUGCACCCUUGUAUUUUAUCGACACCUAUUUCAGGUUUUGGAGGCUCUACUAAUGAGCUGAUUAGGGGAACACUGUUCAAUCCUAGACAUGUGUGAAGCCUGAAUAUGCUUAAUUCUAAGAUUUCUGAUUUUAUAGCUGUGGUGCAGGGGCAGAUUUUCAGUCAUUGAUGAUUUAAGGACUAUUUCAUCCAAAAAUGAACACGUCGUUCCAAACCCACGAGACUUGUAUUGAAAGUCCACACAACCAAAACUUUCA